AUGCUGAGCAUUGAUAUCAAGGUUGCCAUCACCGUUUUGCAGGUAGUAGUAACAAUAAAUUUAGAACGGGAAAAUGGGUUGAGAUUCAAACUAAGGGGCAAAGGGGUUGAUGAAGACCCAAAGGGGAUCCUGGGCUUUGAUGAAACAACCCGAUCCGUCAUUGUGUAUGGAUCAAUAGAUUACGAGGAACACCAGGCUCUGAAUCUAACAAUUGAAGCUACAAUUGAUGCCACUAAUGUGAAGUAUGCACAACUUGGAAUUGAGAUCAUUAUAUUGAACAUAAAUGACAACCCACCAAGAUUCCAGUGGGAACGUUAUGAAACAACCAUUAAAGAAUCAAUGGUUCAAGGUGUGUUCUGUAUCCCCCUCUACGUUCCCUACAUGCUGACAGGGCGAUGGACGUUUGGGAAGACACUUUGUAAACUGUGGCUGGUGAUGGAUUAUCUGAUGUGCACGUCUUCUGUAUUCAACAUCGUGCUCAUCAGUUAUGACCGCUUUCUAUCUGUCACAGACGCCGUCACAUACAGAACCCAGCAAGGCAAGACUUCCCAGGCUAUUACCAAAAUGGCAAUGGGCUGGCUUCUGGCAUUUCUGUUAUAUGGUCCUGCCAUCAUUGCUUGGGAGCACAUUGCUGGUUACAGCCUUCUUGAAAAAGAGCAGUGCUACCCCGAGUUCUACUUCAACUGGUAUUUUCUAAUCACAGCAUCCACUGUGGAGUUCUUUAUGCCCUUCAUCAGCGUUACUUUCUUCAACCUGUGCAUCUAUCUUAACAUCCAUCGUCGUGCCUGCUCUCGCAGAAAGUUAGUGAAGGAGAUGAAUGAAGUACGUAGGCAACCUAAAAGAGCCAGCCUGUACCAGCUCUUCCAAUCAGUGAUGUUUGUGGGCCUGGAGGGCAGAACAGAGCUGCUCAAGCCCAGUACCAUGGCACUUCGAGGCCAAGACACCACGAAGAAUGAUGAUGGCAAGACCUCUCAGACAGCACCUUCCAAUGAAAGCUGGAUUAAAACUGUGCCACAGAUGUAUGGCCAGAGAUCCAGGUUGCUUAAGGAUAAAAAAGUUGCCAAAUCUCUGGCCAUUAUUGUCUGUACAUUUGGGGUUUGCUGGGCUCCAUAUACUUUGCUGAUGAUCAUUCGAGCAGCUUUUAAUGAUGACUGUGUCCCCAGGUUUUGCUAUGAAGUUACCUUCUGGUUGCUGUGGGUCAAUUCUGCUAUAAAUCCUUUCCUGUAUCCGCUUUGCCACAAAGCCUUCAGAAAGGCCUUUACAAAACUGCUGUGUCCAAAGGAGUUCAAUGUUUAGCCCUGGUAAGGAUUUAACGCUUCAAAACAAUACAUGGUAGAACUGGCCAUUCACAAUAAUAAAUUAGAAAAAGCAGUUGAGACAAGCCAGGUUCUGGACAUUUUGCAGCAAACAUAAUUUGUUUUCCCCAAAAUGAACUGAUAGCAUAAAUGCUUUCAACAACACGUAGAUGUUAUUUAAAAAAUAUAUAUUUAUUUCCUUUUACAUUGUACAUUUUACAUUGUGUCUCUAGUACUGUACAGUGUGUAUUUCAAAUGCAUGUGUGUAAAGGGUCCAGAGGGUGUCUGGUUUUAGUAUCAAAGUGUUAACUUUCUUGUGUAGGAGUAUUGUGUAGGAAAAGUCUUGUUUUCCCAUAUAAAUGUUUGCAUAAAUAGUCCACAAAAAAUAAAGAAGACAUACUGUCACGGACGUCCAAAGGGACUAACCG
This is a messenger RNA of Lepisosteus oculatus (spotted gar), 1723 nucleotides long. NCBI's taxonomy places the organism in Eukaryota, Metazoa, Chordata, Actinopteri, Semionotiformes, Lepisosteidae. The record is from RefSeq and is a predicted model, not a curated record.